Messenger RNA from Cheilinus undulatus (humphead wrasse), 3981 nucleotides. RefSeq names its product hydroxysteroid (17-beta) dehydrogenase 4 (gene hsd17b4). NCBI's taxonomy places the organism in Eukaryota, Metazoa, Chordata, Actinopteri, Labriformes, Labridae. The record is from RefSeq and is a predicted model, not a curated record. Gene Ontology annotation, molecular function: oxidoreductase activity. The transcript is spliced from 25 exons. Bases 93 to 2309 code for a protein of 738 amino acids.
UGUAGAAGUUCGCCCUGCUGGAUACUGGCGUUACUCUUUAGCCUCUGUGCUGUCAGUCAGUGUGCAGAAACAGGGAAUAACAUCUCAUAGGAAUGUCUUUGUCUUUUGAGGGAAGAGUGGUUCUUGUCACCGGGGCCGGAGGAGGCCUUGGCAGAGAAUAUGCACUGGCUUUUGCUGAAAGAGGUGCCUCAGUUAUAGUGAAUGACCUUGGGGCAGACACUAAAGGGGGCGGAAAGAGUUCUGCGGCUGCUGAUAAGGUGGUGGAGGAGAUAAGAGCGAAAGGAGGCAAGGCUGUGGCAAACUAUGAUUCUGUAGAAGAUGGAGAGAAAUUGAUCCAAACAGCACUUGAUACAUUUGGAAGAAUUGAUGUUGUUGUAAACAAUGCUGGGAUUCUUCGUGACCGAUCGUUUGCCAGGACGAGUGAUUUGGACUGGGACCUGAUUCAGAGAGUUCACUUGAGAGGAUCCUUCUUGGUGACUCGAGCUGCCUGGAAUCACAUGAAAAACCAAAAGUUUGGCAGAAUCAUCAUGACAGCUUCAGCAGCAGGCAUCUAUGGUAACUUCGGCCAGGCCAACUACAGUGCUGCCAAGCUGGGCAUGCUGGGCCUUUCAAACACCUUGGCCAUUGAGGGACGGAAGUACAACAUCCACUCCAACACUAUUGCUCCCGUAGCUGGGUCACGCCUCACAGAGACUGUCAUGCCCCCAGACCUAGUGGCAUCCCUGAAGCCUGAGUAUGUUGCUCCUUUGGUCCUCUGGCUCUGUCAUGAACAAUGCCAAGAAAAUGGAGGACUCUUUGAGGUCGGUGCUGGCUGGAUUGGUAAAUUGCGCUGGGAGCGUUCUCAGGGCCACACUGUGAGACAAAAGAACAAACCCAUGACUCCUGAGGCAGUCAAGGACCAGUGGGACAAAAUCUGUGACUUUACAGACGCCACCAAGCCCACCACUGUACAAGAGUCUCUCCAGUCUGUUGUGAGUGUGCUGUCUCGAGUGGAGUCUGAAGGAGAGGUUGGUGCCAAUCCAACAGCUGGUGCAGCAUCUGCAGCGUCCACUUCAGGGAUCAAUCCUGCCGAAGCAGUGGGACAAAAAAUACCACCAACCACAUUCACCUUCAACCAUGUCCAGUGUGUCCUCUAUGCUUUGGGGGUUGGCAUGUCAACACGAGAUCCAGACCACCUCAGGUUCCUGUAUGAAGGACAUCCAGACUUUGGCUGCCUCCCUACUUUUGGGGUCAUUCCCUCUCAGGCCGCUAUGAUGGAGGGCGGGCUAAGCUCAGUCCCUGGACUCAACAUUGAUAUGACAAGGGUUUUGCAUGGAGAGCAGUAUCUGGAGCAGUACAAGCCUUUACCAACCUCAGGUAAACUCAUCUCUGAGGCCACCAUAGCAGACGUGUUGGAUAAAGGCUCAGGAGCCCUCAUCCUCCUCGAUGUAAACACCUACAAUGGUGACGAGCUGGUGUGUUUCAACCAGUUUUCAGUGUUUGUUGUCGGUGCUGGAGGGUUCGGAGGGAAGAGGACAUCGGAGAAGGCCAAAGCCACUCUUCCUCCACCUAAUCGAGCACCAGAUGCUGUGGUGAUUGAUUCCACCACAAGAGACCAAGCAGCCUUGUACCGUCUGAGCGGAGACUGGAACCCUCUUCAUAUUGACCCUGCUUUUGCUGCCAUGGGAGGCUUCAAGGCUCCCAUCCUGCACGGCUUGUGCUCUUUUGGCUUCGCUGCGAGACAUGUCCUUAAGCAGUAUGCAGACAACGACCCCACCAGAUUCAAGGCUAUCAAGGUUCGUUUUGUGAAGCCAGUGAUGCCAGGCCAGUCUCUGCAGACUGAGAUGUGGAAGGAAGGCAACAGAAUUCACAUUCAGUGCAAAGUAAAGGAGACGGAUGCUGUCGUGCUCUCUGGAGCCUACGUGGAUUUACACGGCUCAUCUGAAGCCUCUCCAGAAAAUCUCCCUCAACAGGGAGGAGGCCUUCAGAGUGAUCUGGUGUUUGCAGAGAUCGGACGUCGUAUCAAAGAUUUGGGCCCUGAGUUGGUGAAGAAGGUGAAUGCAGUGUUCGGCUGGGAGAUCACAAAAGAUGGCAAGAGCUCUGCACAGUGGACUAUUGAUCUGAAGAAUGGCACAGGCUCUUUGCACGAAGGCCCUUACAGCGGAAAGGCGGAUGUGACCUUGACAGUGUCGGACGAAGACUUCAUGGAGGUCGUGCAGGGGAAACUCAACCCUCAGAAGGCGUUCUUCGCUGGAAAGCUGAAGGUUAGAGGCAACAUUAUGCUGAGUCAGAAGCUGGAGGUCAUCCUAAAGGACUACGCCAAGCUGUGAGCGCCACACACGACCAAUCAGACAACUCCAGGAACCCACCAGCUCUGUUUCUCUCUCUCCAUCUGUCUCCUUCUCUCAUUCUGAUCUGAGUGUACUGAAAACAUCCUACAUGGUUUUCCUCUCAAGGGAGAUGCAUUAAGAAAUGACCCAGAAACAUUCCUGCUACUUAGGAGGAAUUCUGUCACUUCAAUAAACUUUCACUGUAGUCAAAGAUGGUGCAAAGACUCCUAAAUAAGGUGUCUUCAUUGUAGCACACAGAUCAAGCUGUGCUUGUACAAGAAGGAGAAAUUAAAGUUAAAAAAACAGACUGGGGAAGAAGCAUUGAUAUCGUCUCAGCUGGUUAAAGUUCACUUUGUCCUUUUGGUCCAUUCAAGCUUAGUGUGCACUUCAAACACACACCUUCAGAGUUUUAAAAUUUUAGAUUAACCUUUGCUUUUUUAUAGAUUUAAGUCAGUUUAAUUCAAAAGUGGUUAAUUUUUGAUUCUUUAGGGAAUAAAUGAUACGAUAUGAAUUAGCAAGAGUUCAGCCUUAUGGUGCAUUUCUAUAUGUUGUACCAGCUUAAUCAUCAUAGCAUAGCUGUGCCAAACUGUCGAGGCAGCAUUGUACCAGGAUUUCAGCCUGCAGCUUUGUCACAGCAAGGAGACGAGUUUUAAUCCAGAGACAGUUGUAACUAGCAGAACACAUUUUUUUUUAAUGUACUAAAGUUUGGUAAGACAUACAGCGGUAUGAGACUGGUGAUUAGAGAGGUUUGACUCCUGCAUCCAACAUCCCUCUCAUAAUGCUCCGAGUGACGACACACUCUGAGUAGGCUGUCAGUCAACUACAAAAUUUUAUCUAAUUAAUUACAGGCUCUGUAAUUAAUUGAUUGCAAUUCAUUACAUGUCAAUAGUUUUAGAAAGAUAGCAUUACUGGUGGAUUUAAUAAUGAUAGUAACAAUACAGUCCAAAAAGACAUAUUUCUGAAUGGCUUCAAAACAUUUUAUUUGCUUCUGAAACAGAAGUUGAAGUUAAUCUGUGGAAUACAGAUUUUAUCCAUGAAAUUAUAAAAAUUAAGAGCACAGAGAAUUUUUAUGUGUUCCAAACAAAGUUACAAAGCUACUUUAACUGGUUGUCUGAUUGCCUGGUAGUGUGACUAAUCAGCAUACAUGUGAUUAAUUAAUCCAAAAAUGUUGACAGCAUUACAACUUAGUGUUAGGUCAGUUCUUGGAGCCUUGCCUUACUAAAGUCAGAACAGGUACAAUCUCUAAUCGAAAAAGAAACAAAAGAGUUGGGAACGAGUCAAACCAGCACAACAUAUUGGAAAGCACUAUAUCUCUGAGUUCAAGAGAAAGUAAUGGCAAUCUUAAUCAGCUGGGCUAAUAUCAAAUUGAGUGGUAAAUUUAAUUAUGACUAAUUCAUGGUUUUGUUAAGACUGAAACACUUUAUUGUAUAUAAUACUGAUAUUCUGGCAUUUUGAGCGAUGUAGAGGAUGCAAAUAAUAAAAAAUCAUUAUGAACUUUUAAUUACAUUGUAAUGAAAUGUAACAUAACUCUUCUGUAAAAAAAAAAAAAAUCUCUGUUUGAAACAUACUAAAGCUCUUCUUGGCUUUAUGAAGCUGUAAAGCAAUCGACAGACUUAACAGGACAAACUGGAGAAGAUGGUGGAGCUUUUAUAAACUAAAGAGUCAGAGAAAG